This is a messenger RNA of Drosophila takahashii, 2576 nucleotides long. RefSeq names its product ADP-dependent glucokinase. Gene Ontology annotation, cellular component: endoplasmic reticulum. Lineage: Eukaryota; Metazoa; Arthropoda; Insecta; Diptera; Drosophilidae. Gene Ontology annotation, biological process: glucose metabolic process. The record is from RefSeq and is a predicted model, not a curated record. Gene Ontology annotation, molecular function: ADP-specific glucokinase activity.
GAUAGUGCCAUCGCUGGCUUGAAAGCACAACCAAGGAAAAAGGGCGAUAAUUCCGGCUGAUAAGAAAUUUGGAGUAGCCGAGCAGCGGAAAGUCAUUGAUAAAAUUGGUUGGAAUCGACGAUUGGUGGAGCAACCAUUGAAACCCCGCCCACAAUGACCGCCCUGCGAUACAUGGGCUGGGUCACCGGCUGUUCAGUCCUCACGGCCUUCGUUUCCAUCAUUUGGCAGGCUUUUCUCUCUCUGCAGACGCUGAAUAGGACUACUGUCCUAUUAACCGGUCUCCUGGCCAUCGAGGGAUCCCUGAAGCGUCCCGCAUUGGAACCGGCGCCGAAAGUGGCCAUUGGAUAUGGAGCCUGCACGGACCUGCAAAUAAACGCCACCGAGUUUCUAAAUCGCUACUACGGCCGUCGCAUCCCAGCGGCUACAACAGGAUCUCGGGAGAUCGUCAACAACGAGGACGAGCUACUGCAAUCAUUUGCCUAUUACUUUCAGAACGGCGCCGCAACAGAACGGGUAAUGGCAAACAGCACCCUUUUCAAACAGCUUGUGGGCUACGCCAAGAUAAUGGAUAAGGAGCGGAUCCAGUGGUACAUGGGUGGAAACGCACCCCUAAUGGCUGUGCGCUUCUUUAUGGAGGGAGCUGAGGUUCUUCUGGGCGCCCACAUGUCUAAAAAAUUGCGCCCCCUGUUGCCCAAGGAGAUUCGUCUGGCUGGCGACGAGAUCCCAAACGAUGACAUACAUCUUAUUCUGGAGUACAAGGCCGGCGACACCUGGGGCUCGUACGUGGCGCCUAGGGCCAAUCGGUACAUACUGCACAACGACCGGAAUAAUCCGCAUCUGAGGGCCGUGGAGCAGCUAACGGAUGCCCUGAAGGUUUAUCACCCGCAGUUGCUGGUGGUCAGCGGGCUACAGAUGAUGGAUAUGUUCACCUUUAAUCCGGGCGAGCGCGAGGCGCGUUUGCAGCAAGUGCAGCGGCAACUAACCAGCCAGCCCGCGGACACUCUCAAUCACUUUGAGAUGGCAUCUUACGUGGAGCUGCAGCUACUGCAGCAGCUACGGCAUUUUGUUCUGCCCUACGUAGACUCGCUGGGAAUGAAUGAACAAGAGCUCUCCAACUUGCAGCAGGUGCUUGCGUACGGACGCACUACUUUGGCCACCGACUGGAAUCCCCGCAUUGCCCACACCCUCGACCAGAUGCGGCAGGUCUUCAUCAGCCUGCUCGAGGACUACGGGGACCGAAGCGCAGGCGAUCCCCGGCGGCGUCGCAUCUCACGGAUCCACGUGCAUACAUUGGCCUAUCAGGCUAUCCUCACCACAACGAGCUCCAAGUGGAAGAACACACGUGCUGCGGCGGCCAAGGCGGCACUCACUGCUCAUCGAUAUGUCUGCAAGUCGCAGUUUAUCAAUCCGGAGGCAGUGCUUCAGGUUCUGGACGACAGUUUCGCCACCUCGGCGCAGACGGAUGCUCCUCGGAUGCGGAUCGGCGCAGCCAGUCCUGUGCCCUGUUGGCGGGAGUAUAUCGAGUACGGUCGCCAGCGACAACGCCUUGAAGUCGAAAUUUGCGUGGCUCCGGUGCUGGUGUGCCGCGAGGCCAGGAAAACUGCCGGGGCUGGCGACAACAUAUCGGCCUCUGGGCUGGCGGCACAGUUGUAGAAGAGACGAGACGAUCACGAUAGAACCGGCAAAGACUGCAUAGUACUUUACUAGAAACCUGCAAUCCAAGACUUGAAUAUAAGGCCAGGACGUAACCCCGAAGCAUUCCCCCGCUGGAUGGACAUGGACUCGGCAUGUUUAGCACCUUAGUGACCUUAGAAACGCGUUACCUUCACACAAAUCUGACGAAAAUGCUCAAGCGAUAGCACCAAGAAAACAACUACUCCCAUGAUACCACAUAUCCAGAUGAGUUUUAUCUUCUCAUCAUCAACGUAAAUUCCAUGUGUUCAAAAUUAUUCCUAAUGCAGCAGCAUCGAAGUUCGGAAACGAAUGCCACCUAGUCCUAAGUUUUGUUAGUCACUAAUUCUAUGUUUUGAUGUAUUUGAACCAUUCCUAAUUACAAUUUGUUUUGCGCACUUGGUUUCAAAACUAAAUAAUGCGGCAACGAAUUAAGCAGGCGUUUACGCACUGUAAGAUAAUUGUGAACUUGUGUCCUUAAUCUUUACUUUGCUAUUCAUAUUUUAAUCUUUGUCAUUCGAAACAAAAUUUAUGUGAUAAUUAGACCUUACAAUUUAUAUUGUCCCCAUUUUUUUACAUACACAUUUGUAACCUCCUAUGAUUUAUUCAAAUUCAAAUUGAUACAAUUACAAUUUGUUUUAUGCUACGCCUUGAAAAUGCAGUGCGUUUCCAGACCAUAUGUAUGUCUGAAAUUGUGACUAAUCUAAAUGUCUGGAAAGUUGGCAAUCUCUUAUAUUUUGACUCCCUUAAAGUUCAGCACACAAACUGGCUUUUCCACAACUGUCUUACAUCUGCGAAACGCACUGUUUAAACACAGACUUACACAUAUAUUUUUCUACACUUAAGUAAACGCAUAUAAACUGGCAGAUGUAGAAUAAAUUCCUGUUGAAAGCUUCAAAUUUAAA